ACAAAAUCUGUCGGUGGACAGCUCGAAACUGUUGAGGAGACUCGAAAAGUGACGAGAGCAGCAGCCAUGGCACUUGAAACCAUCACCGAAGCCGAAAAGGCAAUCAUAGAAGAUAUCGGCAAGUUCCUCGAAAAAGACCCUGCAACCUUUGGUGCGGAAUCUUUGGCCAGGCUGUUUAUCAUUCAUCCCGGAAGCAAGGCUUACUUUUCCUACGACGAGAAUAACCAGGAGAAACUCCAAAACCAUGGGAAGAAGGUCAUUGAAGCCGUGGCCAACGCGGCAAACAACGUGAACAAUCUGAAGUGCAACCUCGACAAGCUGGCUACAAAGCAUGGGAAAGAGCUUUUGGUGGAUCCUCAGAACUUUCCGGUAGGUAUCUUCGCGGGAAUCUUGAGAUGCUCGGCACAGGGACUGGACAUUCAUUUGGAAGGGCGGGAAAUGAAAAGCCAGCUGUGCUCGGAACUGAGUUUCCAGUCACGGCAUGGUGAGGCUGUGCACAUCGUCAGGAUCAGGGGAAUGCGUUCACAUCUCCCCUGUUUUUUGUGGUUUCAUGUUGACGGAAUGCUGUUUCCGGAUCGGUUUUCAAAUGUAUAUUUCUUCCGCUUCCAGGUUUUCUCCACAUGUAUCCAAGUGAGUUUGGCCAAUCACGUGAACAACUUCACCCCUUCAGUUCAACUCGCUGUGGACAAAUUCCUUAAGGCCGUUAACGAGUAUCUGUCCUCGAAGUACCGUUGAAAAUGGAGCCAAGACUUUUCGGUAGAAAGCAGCCUCCGUCUCAACUUCCAAACCCCCGUGUGCCCCCGUUUGGUCAAACUGCCUGCCAAUGAAAGCUUACUCUUUAUAAACACUCUCCCAUGUUUCUGUAGCCCGCGCUUUUCAAAUUGAUUGUAAUUGUUAAACUGCUUCAACCGAACUUCUCCUUGAGACACAAUAAACAUUUCCUUUCAUCAAUA
This is a messenger RNA of Chiloscyllium plagiosum (whitespotted bambooshark), 953 nucleotides long. The record is from RefSeq and is a predicted model, not a curated record. Lineage: Eukaryota; Metazoa; Chordata; Chondrichthyes; Orectolobiformes; Hemiscylliidae.